Molecule: messenger RNA, 1491 nt
Organism: Gastrolobium bilobum
Lineage: Eukaryota; Viridiplantae; Streptophyta; Magnoliopsida; Fabales; Fabaceae
Product: polygalacturonase QRT3-like
Exons: 3
Coding region: 1-1491 (496 amino acids)
Molecular function (GO): polygalacturonase activity
Source: RefSeq, a predicted model, not a curated record
AUGGCAAGAAUGGCUCCAAUGUGGUUCAUACUUGUGGGGUUGUCUUGUUUCUUUGUAACUCAAGCAUAUGGGGAGAACUUGCUUGCAAGGACUAUUUCUGGUGGCAAUCAUCAUGAAACAAUAUUUAGACUGAAGGCAUUCAAAACAUCUCUCACUAAGCAUGACUCCAUUGUUUCAUUACCACCAUCUUCCUUCUCACCCUCUUCAAGCCCUUCUCCUCAGCCAUUGCAGGGUCUGAACAAACCACAUGUGUACCUUGUGACAUCUUAUGGUGCAGAUCCAACAGGAAAUUCAGAUAGCACUGAAGCUCUUCUUGCAGCCAUAUCAGAUGCUGCCAAAGGUCCAAGUAAAGGGUUCUUGAUGAAGGACAUCAAUGACCUUGGAGGUGCUCAGAUUGAUCUUCAGGGUGGAAACUACAUGAUCAGUAAACCUCUGCAGUUGCCAGUGGCUGGGGUUGGAAACCUUAUGAUACAUGGGGGAACUAUAAGGGCCUCAAAUAAUUUUCCAUCAGAUGGAUAUCUCAUUGACUUGUCCAACACUGGAGAAAGCAAGAAAGGGUCCACUUCAACAUCCUACAAUUAUGAGUACAUAACUUUCAAGGACCUCUUGCUAGAUUCCAAUUUCACUGGGGGAGGCAUUUCAGUCAUAAACUCACUUAGAAUUAACAUAGACAAUUGUUACAUUACACAUUUCACUACCACUGGAAUUUUAGUCCAAAGUGGCCAUGAAACCUAUAUCAGGAACUCCUUCCUUGGCCAACACAUUACUGCUGGAGGGGAUAAAAAAGAAAGGGACUUCUCAGGCACUGGCAUAAGCCUUCAAGGAAAUGAUAAUGCAGUCACAGAUGUUGUGAUUUUCUCUGCUUCUAUAGGAAUAAUGGUCACUGGUCAAGCCAACACUUUUUCUGGUGUACAUUGCUACAAUAAGGCCUCUGGCUUUGGAGGAACUGGGAUUUAUUUGAAACUUCCUGGUUUAACACAAACCAGGAUUGUGAAUUCUUACAUGGAUUACACCAAAAUUGUUGUUGAAGACCCUGUUCAAGUUCAUAUCUCUAGCAGUUUCUUCCUUGGUGAUGCCAAUAUUGUACUAAAAUCAAUCAAAGGGGUUGUAAAUGGUCUAAGUAUUGUUGACAACAUGUUCUCAGGUUUAAAUAAUGGGGUUGAAAUUGUGAAGCUAGACCAAUCAAAUAGUCCUUUCAAUCAAAUUGAUCAAGUUUUUGUUGCUAGAAAUAUUGUGAAGGGAAUGAACUUAAAGGCCACAUCAGCAAAGAUGUCUAUGCAUGGGAAUGGAACUUCAUGGAUUGGUGAUUUUAACAAAAUUCUGCUUUUUCCUAACCUUAUUAAACAUGUUCAGUACUCCUUAAGCACCACAAGCAGCACCUUCCCAAAUCAUGCUCUAAGAAAUGUGUCUGGGAACCGCAUUGUGAUUGAAACAGAUGAGGCAGUAACUGCAAAUGUUUUUGUCACAGUGGAUCAAAGUAUUGUGAGUUGA